AUGCCUCCUCUGCUCAGCGAGCCGCCUUUGGCAGAGCAGCGAAAUCAAUUCGAGCUCAUCAUGAAGCACGGCCACCAGGACCUUGUGCAGGCUGUCGCAUUCAAUAGCUACGGCGACCGCUGUGCCACCGGAUCUGUUGAUGGCAAGAUCCGCGUCUUCAACCGCCAUAGAGAUGGCAUCUGGCGUCUCUGUGACAACUGGACCGCCCAUGGAGGCGAGAUCCUCGAGCUUCAGUGGCUUCCGCCAACCGUCUAUCCCAACCUUAUAGCCUCUCUGGGCAUCGAGGGGAGGUUCAAACUCUGGGCGGAGGAUCCCUCUGCAGCCCCGGGGCGCCGCUUCAGCAACCGAUACAAGGAGAACGCCAAGGCUGCAUUUGAGCACCGUUCAUCUCGCGCCCCGUAUCGGUCGUUCUCGAUGAAACACAACGAGGAGACCCGUCAUACCUACCUUGCGCUGCUGUCUGCCGAUGGCCGCCUGAUCGUCUUCGAAAACGAAAUGUCCGAGAAUCUGUCCGACUACGUGAAACUAGAUGAGUUCAUUGUCUGUAACAAGCCGAGCCGCGGCGAGGAAACCUGCUUUAGAGUCCGUUUCGACCCGAAUCCCGAUCCGUGCUACACCGCUCUACGAGCCGGCGUCCCUACAGAUGCACUGAGCCUAGUUGUGUCCGCGAUGGAUUCGGUCAAGGUCUACCGGACGAGGGAUAUCUUGACCACGUCGUACGGCGUGGGUUCUGUGGGCAAAGAGUUCUACGUCGCGGCAGAGAUCACGGGUCAUCGGGGCCUCGUGAGGGAUGUUGCAUGGGCGCCGGGCAAUAUCAGAGGCUACGACAUCAUUGCAACGGCUUGUCAAGACGGCUUUGUGCGUGUUAUGCGCAUCGACACACCAUUUGACCCCCAAGACGGCAAGAGUUGGGCGGCCAGUGAGCUCGUGAAGAGCGACAAACACGCAGUGCCGGCAGAAUCAUCUAAUGGAGCAGCUGGUGCUUCCAACCAGGCACGGCACUCGUCUGGCAUCAGCCAUGAGCUUUCCAGUCGCCGUGACAUUGGCGAUAGGAGUGCGGCUGGCCAGCCCGGUCAUGUCAAACAUACAGUGAAGGAACUAGCGAAGCUGGACAGUCAUCGAACGCCGGUCUGGCGAGUUGGCUUUGACGACGACGGCCAAAUUCUCGGCAGCGUUGGUGAUGACGGGAAACUCAUGUGCUACCGACAGGUCCCGGAUGGCUCUUGGGUGAAAAGCUCCGAGCUUGGGAUGAUGAAAAUGAGGAUGGCCGUGCCGACUUGA
Messenger RNA from Phaeoacremonium minimum UCRPA7, 1281 nucleotides. RefSeq names its product putative nuclear pore complex subunit protein. Bases 1 to 1281 code for a protein of 426 amino acids. Gene Ontology annotation, molecular function: protein binding; structural molecule activity. Gene Ontology annotation, biological process: positive regulation of TORC1 signaling; cellular response to amino acid starvation. Lineage: Eukaryota; Fungi; Ascomycota; Sordariomycetes; Togniniales; Togniniaceae. Gene Ontology annotation, cellular component: Seh1-associated complex; nuclear pore outer ring. The record is from RefSeq and is a predicted model, not a curated record. The transcript is spliced from 2 exons.